This is a messenger RNA of Rangifer tarandus platyrhynchus (Svalbard reindeer), 957 nucleotides long. The record is from the annotation of a GenBank genome assembly. Lineage: Eukaryota; Metazoa; Chordata; Mammalia; Artiodactyla; Cervidae.
AUGCCGUGGGACGCGCGACUGCCGGGGGGCGGCGCGGAAGGCGGGCCCGAGGGCGCGGGGGCGGCGCGCUCCAGGGCGCAGAAGCAGUGCCGCAAGUCGUCGUUCGCCUUCUACCAGGCCGUGCGCGACCUGCUGCCCGUCUGGCUGCUGGAGGACAUGCGCGCCAGCGAGGCCUUCCACUGGGAUGAGCGCGGCCGCGCCGCCGCCUACUCUCCGUCCGAGGCGCUUCUCUAUGCGCUCGUGCACGACCACCAGGCGUACGCGCACUACCUGCUGGCCACCUUUCCGCGGCGCGCGCUUGCGCCUCCCAGCGCCGGAUUCCGCUGCUGCGCGGCGCCGGGGCCGCACGUGGCUUUGGCGGUGCGCUACAACCGCGUGGGCAUCCUGCGCCGCAUCUUGCGCACCGUGCGUGACUUCCCGGCCGAGGAGCGCGCGCGCCUGCUCGACCGCUGCGGCUGCAGCCGCGUGGAGGGCGGCGGCACGGCGCUGCACGUGGCCUGCGAGCUGGUGCGCCCCGAGUGCCUCUUCCUGCUGCUCGGCCAUGGCGCCUCGCCGGGCCUGCGUGACGGCUGCGGCCUGACGCCGCUCGAGCUGCUGCUGCGCCAGCUGGGCCGCGACGCCGGGGCCGCCACCUCCGCGGCCUCCGGGGCGCCCGCGCCGCCGCCCGGGGAGCCGCGUCAGCGCCGCCUGCUGCUGCUCGAUCUGCUGGCGCUGUACACGCCCGUGGACGCCGCCGGCCCGGCCCGCCGCGAGUUGCUGGGCGACCGGCCGCGCUGGCGGCGGCUGCUGGGUGAGGAGAAGUUCCAGUGGCUGGCGGGCCUUGCGCCGCCCUCGCUCUUCGCGCGCGCCAUGCAGGUGCUGGUCACCGCCAUCUCGCCCGGCCGCUUCCCUGAAGCCCUAGACGAGCUGCCGCUGCCGCCCUUCCUGCAGCCGCUGGACCUCACGGGCAAGGGCUAG